AGAACAGAACAGACCGCGCACCCCAUGUACGCGUGUGUGUAUAUAUACAUAUAUAAUUUCCGCUGGGAAAACCGUAGAAAUGCUAGUUGUAUUCUGGAGAGCUAAAUAUGGACGCGUAAGAACGGUGAAGUGAUUUGCAGUCGACCUUCGUGAGAAUCCAAAUUCCAGUCUCUUCGGCAAGGCAAUGGGAAAGGGCAAUAAGCCGGACCCUCCUAGCUUGCAAAAAUACGGCGUCCCUUUCUACUCUGCUGCUUGGGUACCCUUCAAAGAAGUCAGAUCCAAGCUUCAACCUCUGGAUCCUCAUAAAUCCGGCGAUAAAGAUGAAGAUUCAGGCAAGGAAACCUCACCUCCUGGAGCUCAGCAGGAGAUCGCCGAUCAAUAUUACCUCGUUUUUGCCGGAGGUGGCGGAGAAGGCCGCAGCGGCAUCCCUAACGCUAUCGUUCUCUCUCAUUUCGAUUUCGCCUCCAAUUCUCUCUCUGCCCAGCCUGCAGUUAAGCUUGGACUUGGUUCUGAUUUGCCUUAUAGAAUGGCUGUUCACCCAGGUGGAGAAGGACUGAUUUGUGCAUUGCCAAAAAGCUGUCGAUUUUUCAACUGGGAUGAAGCGAAGGACAAUGAUGCCCACAAAUUGGAUAUAAAAGAGUCAUUGAAGGUACUCACUCAACUAGAGGACAUCGGACAGCAGUUAGCAUUGGCCUUCAACAAUGACGGUUCUGUACUUGCUGUUGGUGGCGAGGAUGGCUAUUUAAGGGUUUUCAAGUGGCCCAGCAUGGAAAUCAUUCUCAAUGAGGCUGAAGCUCAUGCUUCUUUAAAGCAUUUAUGUUUCAGCCCUGAUGGCAAGUUUCUUGUUUCCUUGGGAAGUCGUGGUCCUGGAAGGGUUUGGAAUAUGACUUCUUCAACAGUAGUAGCUUCUUUAUCAAAGGACAAUGAUGAGGUUUUUGCCUCAUGCAGUUUUUCUCAAAGCAGUGAUAAGACUCAGGUUCUUUACAUUGCUGCAAUAACAGGCAAAGGUGGAAAUAUUCAGACAUGGGACACAAGCUCAUGGAAGAGAAUUGGUUCAAAGAAUAUAAGUCGUGAUUCAGUUUCUUCCUUCAGUGUCUCACCUGAUGGAAAGUUCCUAGCAAUGGGUACGGUUCAAGGAGACGUGCUGAUUAUAAAUUCAAUCAGCAUGCAGGUUCAAACAGUGGUUAGGAAAGCACACCUUGGCAUGGUAACAGCAUUGGCGUUCUCUCAUGAUUCAAGGGCUUUGGUGUCUGCGUCCAUGGACUCAAGUGCAAGGGUGACACCGGUUGAGGAGAUCAAAAGUGGAGGAUUAAGCUUGUGGAUCAUUUUAUUCGUAAUUUUACUUGCAAUUGUUGUGUAUUUCAUGAAGAAAGGACUUCUUCCUUUCCUUGGGUAGAAUUUACUUGGUUCACAAUCUUGUUAUGGCAUAAAAGCAAGAUAUUUUAACAUUGUAAAUGACAACUUGGAGGUUAUGUUUUGAAUGUAAGUCUUGUGGAUGAUAAA
Messenger RNA from Hevea brasiliensis (rubber tree), 1503 nucleotides. RefSeq names its product SEC12-like protein 2. Bases 185 to 1396 code for a protein of 403 amino acids. Gene Ontology annotation, molecular function: protein binding; guanyl-nucleotide exchange factor activity; GTPase activator activity. The transcript has 10 exons. Gene Ontology annotation, cellular component: endoplasmic reticulum membrane. Gene Ontology annotation, biological process: protein secretion. The record is from RefSeq and is a predicted model, not a curated record. Lineage: Eukaryota; Viridiplantae; Streptophyta; Magnoliopsida; Malpighiales; Euphorbiaceae.